Molecule: messenger RNA, 4731 nt
Organism: Girardinichthys multiradiatus
Lineage: Eukaryota; Metazoa; Chordata; Actinopteri; Cyprinodontiformes; Goodeidae
Gene: tril
Product: TLR4 interactor with leucine-rich repeats
Exons: 1
Coding region: 489-2894 (801 amino acids)
Cellular component (GO): extracellular matrix
Molecular function (GO): protein binding
Source: RefSeq, a predicted model, not a curated record
UAUGAUGGGGAAGAAAACGAAAUUCGGGGUGUUCUCCUGGGGCUCCGUGGGAAGAAAAUCUUCCAGGGUCCAAACCAGGAAAUCUGAUCCAGAUCACAGAUCACCCCUCAGAGGAUACGGAGGAGCGCUCAUAACUCGGUCAAAGGGUCUUCCGCUAUUUCGAGGGCGCGCGUGGGGUGCUAAAUCCCGUGCGAAAAGAAGAAGCGUGCACAUCUGGCUCUGACGGGGUCGCAGAGUUAAGGGGGGAGGGACUUCAGUUUGUGUGUGUGUGUGUGCUCUUUAAUUCGCAGCAGAUGACCAUUUGGGGGAAUGGAGGAUGCAUUUGGGAGGCGAGUAGCACUGGACUAAUUGAACUGCUGCAUUGAUGCGGAUGCAGCAAUGCUCAUGAGAUGUGAAUCACCUUUUAGAUCACGGUGUGAGUUAUGGAGACGUCGCUCUGCACCAUGACAGAGGAGACGGCCGCCUGCACCUGAACAACGAAUGUGGAAAUGGAUACCAGCGGUUCCCUGUUGGGAAUAUGCAUUUUCUUGCUGUCUCUCCAUGGUUUUUCAUCUUCCUCAACGGCGUUGGAUUUUUGUCCCCUAAACUGCGACUGCGUGCAUGCGCGGCACCUUGUGUGCGCCAACCGCGGCUUGCGCGCCGUGCCCAAAGCAGCCGCGCUGAUGUCAGAUGAGGCGCUGAUCUUCAGCCUCGGGGGUAAUUUCAUCACGAACAUCUCUGAUUCUGAUUUCGCACAGUACAGUAAGCUUGUAAGGUUGAAUUUACAGUAUAAUCAAAUAGCAAUCAUUCACCCCAAAGCAUUCGAGAAACUGCCCAGGCUGGAGGAGCUUUACUUGGGGCAUAAUCUUUUAACAGCUUUACCUGCUGGAAGUUUACAACCCCUGAAAAAGCUAUCUACUUUCUAUGGGAAUAACAAUGACAUUAAGAAAAUAAUAUCGGAGAACUUUUUGAACUUGGAUAAUCUUGUUAAACUGCGCCUGGAUGGUAACUCAUUAGAGGUUUUGCAGGACUCUGUUUUUAAAAGUUUGAUCAACCUCCGGUAUCUUCAUCUGGAACACAACAAAGUGCAACACAUCCACAGAAACGCUUUCUGCAAACUGACAAAUCUGCGCUUUCUAAACCUGGCCCACAACAAGCAGUCAGCCCUGACAAAUGUUCUCACUUUCUCUCACCUCAGAGCUCUGACCACUUUGCUGCUGUCUGAAAAUGAGAUUCGGCAUAUCGGAAACCACCUCUUCCAAAACCUGAAAAAGCUGUCUAAGCUUUCUUUCAGUAACAACAGGAUUUCUCAUAUGGACAGAGAUGCUCUGAGGGGACUAUUGAGCCUCAGGGAGUUUCUGAUUGAUGGCAAUGAGCUGCAGGAAAUCAGUGCUGGAUGGCUCGAUCCUUUGGAAAGAGUUGAGGUGCUGGACUUCAGUCACAACCGGAUUGCCAGUGUGGAUUCCUUGGCUUUUUCCAGACUCAAACACUUAAAGGUGCUAAGGCUAAAGAACAACUUUCUCACCAGUCUGUCAGGUGAAAUUUUUGCCUUCAACAACGUCCUUCAGGAUGUCGAUCUCCAUGGCAACAACUGGACCUGCGACUGUCGCCUUGAGGAUUUUACGAGAUGGAUGACUGCUACUCAUUCCCAAGGCAAGCUGUUGACUGUACUUGUGCAAUGCCAUUACCCUGAAUCUCUGAGGGGGAAAUAUCUGGACUAUGUGAACAGCUCUCUGCGGCUGCCUUUUGGGAACUGGAACCAUUCCUGCAAGUUAGAUGGAGUGUGGAGAGGUGAAAAGGAUCAGAUGGAACUUGGUGAAAAAAAUAAAACAGAACUGGGAGAAAGAGAAGGUUUCAGACAGUUUAACAGGGGUGGAAUAGUGAUGAGGAGAGAAGGGGAGAAAAGGAAAAGAGGUGGCCAGGAAGAAGCAGAAAUCCAAGAAGACCAAGAGGGCCUGAAAGCAGCAGAACCUUCUCUCCUGAGAGGAAAGAAAACAAAGAAAGAGUCACGACCUGCUACAGAAGCAGCUGGUAAACGGGCCAAAGAAAGGCAGAGGUCAAAUGUUGUCCCUAAAAUUGAUCCAUCAGUCACCUCCAAACCAAGUCAUCCAACAUACACAUGGCUUUUUACCAGCUCUCCUGUCCAGUCAGAGGAAACGUUUGAUCUCCUGAGGUCAGAUCAAGACGCAGCAUUGCCUGUUAUCUCAGAUCCUUGUAUGUUCAACCGGCAUUUCAUCACUAAUGUUUCAGUUGAUCAGGUGACAUCCAGCACUGUCACUGUUUACUGGACGAGCAGGGAUUAUCAUCGCUACACACCAAAACCAAAGCCAGGGCUACACGAAGUCCACUAUCGCAUUCUGUUUGACCGGUUUGGCACCCCACACCGCUUCCCUCGCUACAUCUACGCCAAAAGAGAUUCUCGCUCUGUAAUCCUUCGCGAACUCACCUCAGGGGUGACCUAUGUGGUCUGUGUAGAAGGAGUAGUCGGUGGAUCUGUGUGCCAAGUGGCACCCCGCGACCACUGUGCAGGAUUGGUCACCCUUCAAGAGGGGGUCAGCCAUCAUGGCAGUGCUUUACUAACCUCUGACCUCCAAUUGGUUACAGUGGCAACACUGGUGGGGAAUGCCAUGCUGCUGCUGGUCCUCAGUGGUGUCUGGCUGGGGCGGAGCCUCAGGAGGAGGCUGCAGAGGAGGAAGUCAGCCGUUCAUGUCCGGCACAUGUACUCCACAAGGAGACCGUUCCGUCCCACAGUGGCAUCAACCUCGGUGUCCACGGACUUCACCAGCUAUCAGAGCAGCCGACCAGCUCGCCUCACCCCGCUGGAGGAAGGGAACCUGAUUGAGUUCCCUUGUGACCGCUUUUUAGACAACUGUGGUGUUCGCAGAGACAGCGAUAUGCAGAGAUUCUGUGACUAAACCAAAAAAGGGAACUCUGAAAUAUAGAUAUAUGAGAAUUUGACUACAUUUACUUCAUUGAAAAAUAUCUUUCUCUCAGUAUACACCCGACAAAAUUAAAACAUGAUCAUAGGUUUGCUUUUGGCUGCAAAAACAAACCUACAUGACAAUUUCUUUCAGCUGUAGAACAGCUGAGGUCCUGAUGAUCAAUUCAGACUCCAGAGGAAGUCCAGUCCCUGAGACUUCCUUUUUUCUAAAUGAGGCCUUUUCCUCUUUCAUUUCCUCGCACCUGCCAAUGUCUUAAAAUAUGUGUUGUCUUUUUUUAUGUGAGUGGAUGUGUGCACAUAUUAAAUGUUGUACCACUGAUUUCAGCAAUGGUGCUAAUACCCAAUUCACAGAUGUCAUUUCGUCUCAUAUUUGUACAGAAUGUUAUGAGGGCUGCUGGUUGGUAGAAAAAUAUGUACUAGUUGUAUUAUGUUUUAUACUUUUUUGUAAAGAUGUCAUUUUAUAUUACACAAAAAAGCGAAAGCACAAGGAGAUCAGUAUGCGCCAGGCUUCCCAUGGAACAGGGUUCCCAGGUUUGGAGAAAUGCGCUCACCUCCAAAUUGCAUAUACACUAGCUCUUGGAAGGAGAUUUCACCAACAAAGUGACUAAAAUUUCUUUGAAGUGUUUGUGGAUGAUUUAGUUACAUUGGAAUAUACAUUGUUCCUAUUGGUGUCAUGUGUAUCAAUUCAUUUGAUGAAGCAAAAGAAGAGUACGCUUCUAAGCCUACAUGGAAUAUGUGAAACACUUGAUACUGCUCAAAAAUAUGAAUGUUUUGAAUAAUGUUUUUCACAUCUUAAACAUCAACUACUGUUUGUAUUUCAAAACAUGGAACAACAAAUCUAUAGCUUUAAAAGGAAAACUAAAGAGUGUGUGAGACUCUUACAGUGCUAAAUGUUAGUGAGGCCUGGCAAUGGUUAGUCCCUUUGUUUGAGUCAGCAGGGUGGAGUGCCUCCAGUAUUUAGUCCCAAUAGACAAAAACAUGUGCAUAUAAAAUAAACAUGCACAAAAAUGUAUUUUAAGAGCACUAGAAAGUGAAGGAGUCUAUGCAAGCCUGCUGUAACUCAUUCUAAUGUUUUACAUGAAAGGUUUUGCUUACUUCGAACAAACCUUUUGAACACUUAUAUGUAUAUACCUUAAUAUUAAUGAUGUUCCAACUAAACAAAAGGGAAAUACCACUUUAAAUGUCUGUGUAACAAUGUAUUAGGACAUAUCUAUGAGUGCAUUUUGGAUAAAACUAGAAGGGCUUCAAUCUCCCUCAGUUGCUGAGGUCAAACGCCAUUUUACACCAAAACGGACACUAGGGGGCAGAGUAGACCACCCAGUUUAUUUAGGUCCAAGUUGCUCAUGCACAUCCUUUAAUUCGCCUUCAAAAACAACCAAGCAUCAGGAAAAAGCCUUGUUUCACGAAUGAAAAAUAACAUUAGACCACAUGAAGACAUGGAGAAUAAUAUUUUUUUUAUUUUAGCAUUAGAUUUACAGCCAUAGUCCAUAUAUUUACAGUACAAAAUGUUAGGUUGAAACGUAAAUCAUCUGAGUGGGAUUUAGACAUGAAGUGCAGUUUGUAGUUUUUUAAUGGCAAUUUCAUGGUAUAAAAAGUGUCUUUCAACAAACCCUGUUUAUGAUCUUUCUUUCCUUUUAUAUGGCUCUCUAACACAGAUUUCGGGUUUCACUGACUUUAUUUACAAGAAUAUAACAUUUGCAAUGUUUAAAAUAACAUUUUGUAUUAAAGUUGUUUACUUAUUAAUAAACAAAUACAGUUGUAUUAUUCAUUGCAAUACAUUUUCCACUCCAAAUAAAAGGUGUGCAACAGCA